Daphnia pulex (common water flea) is the source of this 3918-nucleotide messenger RNA. Its product is annotated as ichor-like. NCBI's taxonomy places the organism in Eukaryota, Metazoa, Arthropoda, Branchiopoda, Diplostraca, Daphniidae. The record is from RefSeq and is a predicted model, not a curated record. The transcript has a single exon. Bases 1 to 1977 code for a protein of 658 amino acids. Gene Ontology annotation, molecular function: RNA polymerase II transcription regulatory region sequence-specific DNA binding; DNA-binding transcription factor activity, RNA polymerase II-specific. Gene Ontology annotation, biological process: embryo development; regulation of transcription by RNA polymerase II; embryonic pattern specification. Gene Ontology annotation, cellular component: nucleus.
AUGAAGCUGGAACCCCCCGUACCUGUUCCGGUCGACUCGAUCCUCUCGUGGGGUUGCGGCGGAGGCGUAGGAGCAGACGACGACGACGACCUCCUCAACGGCAAGUUCAACUCGUGCGACAUGGCCGACUCGACGACCGGAAGCAGUUUGCACGAUCACCUGCAUCACCAUCACAACAGCAAUUCCCUCUCCGGCGGAGGCAGCGGAGGUGGGCAGCAUCACAGCAUGGUCGGAGGCAGUUCGGGUAACAUGUUGAGUUGCGGAGGAGGCAGCAGCCUGGCAGGAUCCGGCGGCCCCAUCAAUCAGAGCAAUAAAGCCACCUUGCUCUCCCUGGACAACCUGGACGGGCUCCUCCUGUCCGGCGCCACCGUCCUGACGACGCCAACGACGCCCGGACCCGGUCCUGGCGGAGGGCACAGCUUCGCAGAGUUGAAACCCUUGGCGCUUCCGCCAUUCGAGUACGGAGGCGGCGGAAGUAACGGCGGCAACAAUCUCUCCCUGGACGGCUCCCUAAACAGUUCCGGAUCCAGUCACCAUCACCACAUGGGAGGAGGAGGAGGGACGCGAACGAUCCUGGACAUUAACCUCAACCUGUACAAAGCCAGUCCGUCUGGCAACAACAAUAAUAACAAUAAUAACAACAACAACAACAACAAUAAUAACAACAACAACAAUUCGGGCAACAACCUCAACUACUACGGUGGCGGAGGCAGUGGUGAGCCCGUGUCGACGACCACGUUGGUCAACGGCCUGGUCAGCGUCGGUGUAGUCAAGGCGGAAAGUAUGGCCGACUACCUGAUGAAUCCGGAAAUCGACGACAUCGCCGCCAUCAUCGGCAACGCCAUCGCCGACAGCACAGUGGCCUCGGCGUCGGCGUCCACGGGUGGCGUCGGAGUCGGUGGCGGCGGAAUGGGCGGCGGAGGAGUGAGCAACGUGGCCGGCGUGGGUCUGGGCGGAGUUGAAAGCCUGGGCCCGGACAUCCGCGAUCCCUGGGCAGAUAUCGACGCCUGGAUCGAGAGCGCCUGUUCCACCGUCUACAAGCACGAGCCCAUGCUGGAGAGUCCGGCCUCUUCGGUGACUUCGGGCACGUCGCAUUCUUCACUGUCUUCCGUCAGUCCAGCAUUCGCUCAUCCAUCGCAGCUUCCGCCCAUGAGCUCCUUACAGCCGCAACAGCAGCCGCACAACAGCAGCUGUAGCGUCAGUUCCACCCUGCAGGCGCUCCUGAGUCAAGGAGCGGCGGCAGCCGGAAGCGUAGCCUUGGCUCACAUGAGUCAAGAUCCUUCCGGCGGCGGAGGCGGUCAGAACAACCUCUCGGUGAAAAGUGAGCCCUCCAUGGACAUGCCCCUGCUGCAGCGGCGGUUGACGGCCGGCCGAGAACCGAACCUGAACAACAGCGGAGGUAACAACGGGCCCAUGGGCGGAUUCGUGUCUUGUUCCAUGGCUGGCUCAUCCAACAAGGAGCUCCAGCAACUGCCACACACAACCUUCCACACGGGUCCCACUCUGAACCACGUGACGACGUCCCAGUUGCCCCAUCUCGGCGGAGGUGGCGACUCGAGUGGAUGUCACUCCAGCAGCUAUCCAGCCACGGCCCGCCGGUCGACGGCUGUCAAGAGCAGCAGUAGCGGCUACAACAACAAAGAUUUAAGCGAUCUCGACGAUCCCAUGAGCGGCGGAGGUGGAGGCAGUGGUGGGACGGGCGGUGGCGGAUCGGGUGGUCGGUCCAAGCACAAGAACCGCUCGGGCAAAGCCAAGAUGACGACGGUGAUGACGACAGACGGAUCAGGAAAGGAGAAACCCGUUCACCGGUGCAAUAUCUGCAAUCGGGGAUUCCUCAACAAGUCCAACAUCAAGGUCCACCUUCGUACCCACACCGGAGAGAAGCCCUUCAAGUGUGACGCCUGCGCCAAGGCGUUCCGUCAGAAGGCCCACCUGUUGAAGCACAUGCAGAUCCACAAACGGAUUACCAGAGACUGACCUAUAUUUUUAGAAUUGUUUUUUUGUUUCGAGGAGAAAACACAAUCGAAUAACUUACUGUAUAGCAAUCAAACAUUAUUCAUCCCCCACAUCAUCAGGCAUUGAAAGAGAUUAUACUUUUCGUUCAUUCCUUUUAUCCCUCCCCCCCCUUUCUCCAGAGAUAUAUACCUAAUAUAAAUGUGAGCAGUGUGUGACGAUUAUUCUUGAGAUGUGUGUGUGGUGUGUGCACCAGGAUGCAGAGACAACUCGUCAAAUCAGGCUUCCCGGUUCCCAAACUUCCAAACAACUCAUGAACGUGGUAGUGUACAAAAUAAGUUUUUGAAAUGGCUGUUGUGUCAUGUCGUGUGUGUCCUUUCCGUCCGCCCACCGACAGCCCAAACGAGUUUUGGCCUUAUGUAAUUCAUUCCUGAAACGUUGCAAGAACAAAAAAGUUUGAAAAAAAAAAGAAUUCAUUCGAUUCAGGUCCUAUAAAAAGAAAAACCAAUUUAAUUUAUUUCCUUUUACCAAAACGUGUCACUUCCUUUUGCUCCCAUUUCUCUUCUGAUACGACCCAUUCGGUUUCAUUAAACAUUUUUGUAACGAAAGAAAACAAAAAAAGACGAAAGAAAACAAAAACGUGACACGAAAAAUUUGAUACCCAGCCAGCACGAGUUGGAAUCAUCAGAGAAAUUGUAUCCCGCCACACCGGAAGAAUUCUCGUCUGCUCUCUCGCGGUGCUGUCAUGUUGCCCUAAAAAAUAAUAAUUUCCAGAAAAUUCACACACACACACACACAACGUUUUCCCUCCACUUUUUUUUUUUCUGAAUUAAAUCGUGUGUUUUUGUGUACAUGUUCAUUUUGCAUAUAUUAUAUACAGAGUAAAAAAAUAAUAAGAAAACAACAAUUUUUUGGUGUGGGUCUGACUGAUGCGUGUGCUGUUUGUGUAUGCUUUUUUUUCAUUUCUUUAUUCUCCCGAUAUUUUUUUUUUCCUUUUCCUUCUUCGUGACACUCGUGCAAUUUCCGAACGAUGUUCUCGAGUGACUCCUUAUAUAUAUAUAAUUUGCAAUUAUUAUUAUUAUUUUUAUUUUUUUUGGAAACGAUAAAAUACAGAAGUUGAACGUCUUUCACAUCUCAGGAGGACUUCCAACAUCGAACAACCAACACUUUAUAUUAAAAAAAAAAAAGAACAACAACCACAACAGCACUAAAAAGAUUUAUAAGUUCUCUUUCUCUUUCUUAUUUUGCAUAAUGAUUGUAAUGGUGCUGUUAAAAGCUUUCUCGCCGAACCCCCCGUCCCACAAAACCCCCCCCCGUCCUCAUGGUGUUCUAUAAAUAUUAUAUACAUUAUAUAAAUAUUAUCUCUUCUUCUUUUUCCUCUUCUUCUCUUCUUUUCCCCCCAUCUCUCUCGUAAUCAUCGGCACUUGUAACAUGCACUGGUCACUGUGUUGAAUGCGACUCGAAAACAAAAAAAAGACAGUUUAUAAAAAAUCCAAUCGACGUCUCUAUGCAAAUCAAUUCCCGCAUUUGAACCGAAAUUUAGAGAAACUUGGCACAAAACAAAAUUAAUUAAUUGACUAUAUAGUAAAAUGAAGAAGAAGAAGAAAUUUUUUUGAAAAAUUGGUCCGAAAUUGAUUUUUUGAUUGGAAUCGAUAACAAUUGGGGCUGGCCCUUUUUAGUUUCCUUUUCAGUGUAUGUGACCCAUUGUAUAAUCCACACACUAUUUUCUCUCUCUCUCUUUCUAUCUCUCUUAUUUCCUCGAAAAAACAAUUCUAUUUUCAUCCGUGCUCUAAUAAGAUCGGUGCUGUAUUUCUCCGUAUAUCUUUCUAUGCGGCCCUCCCCCCCCCCCCAAACCCACCCACACUCCCCCGAAAACGAGUUAUUAUCGAUUUAUAUUUGUAUAACACAUUGUAAUUUUUUUUUCGAAAUAAAACAAAAAAUGAAAUUUUUUUCGUUUACAAAGAA